Messenger RNA from Postia placenta MAD-698-R-SB12, 2976 nucleotides. RefSeq lists its product as hypothetical. Gene Ontology annotation, molecular function: heme binding; peroxidase activity. Gene Ontology annotation, biological process: response to oxidative stress. The coding region runs from base 1 to 2976 and encodes 991 amino acids. The transcript has 25 exons. Lineage: Eukaryota; Fungi; Basidiomycota; Agaricomycetes; Polyporales; Adustoporiaceae. The record is from RefSeq and is a predicted model, not a curated record.
AUGGUCAACCUGAACCCCGUUCUCAACCCGCUCAAGAAUACCAUCGACUUUGUUGCCGAGAGCGACGCCCCCGUCGACCAGGAUGGCGGGCACCCCCUCCCUCCUCUACUCGCCCGCAAAAUCACGGACGUCGAGCAGGAAGCUAUCCGUGGGCCCGGCUUCACUCCCGCCGACCUGCCUGCAUAUAUCAACGCCGUAAAGACUCUCAAUGGCCCUGGUCUUGACGACCGCAAGUUCCUGCUCGAGAAGGUGCUCACGCUCAUGGCGCGCGCCCCGGACGACUCGGCCUUCGCGGCAACGCUUCAAAAGUUCGCGAUUGACAUCCUGUACAAGGACCUGCCUCAUCCCCCGAGCGGGUACCUGGCCCUCCCCAGUGGCGCGCCCCCGACUGCAUCGCCGAUCACUAAGGGCGUGAAGUACGCCUACCGCAGCGCCGACGGCUCCGACUACAAUGUCCUCAUCCCUACCUUGGGCAUGGCCGGCACGCCAUACGCGCGCUCUGUGCCCUCCACCACGCGCAUCCCCCCGCAGUAUCUCCCCGACCCGGGCCUCGUCUUCGACACGCUCCUCAAACGCGAGAAGUUUGUCGAACAUCCAGGCGGCAUAUCGAGCCUGUUCUUCGCCUUUGCCGACCUCGUCAUCCACAGCAUCUUCAACACCAACACGCGCGACUGGACCAUCAACGACGCCUCCAGCUACCUCGACCUCAGCCCCCUCUACGGCAGCUCCCAGGCGCAGGUCGACAGUGUUCGCCGCAAGGACGGCACUGGUAGGCUCUACGAGGACGUCUUUGCCGACCCGCGACUGCUCUUCAUGCCCCCCGCGUCGUGCGCGCUGCUCGUCCUCUUCUGCCGCAACCACAAUUACGUCGCCGAGAGGAUCCUCGCCAUCAACGAGCUCGGGAGUUAUCGCGCGCCCAGCACGCUCGGCGCGCAGGAGCGCGCGGCGCAGGACGAGGAGCUCUUCCAGCGCGCCCGCCUCGUCAACAGCGCGCUCUUCAUGCAGGUCAUCCUGGGCGACUACGUCGGCGCGAUCCUUGGCCUCACGCGCGACGGCCUCGCGUGGCGCCUCGACCCGCUCGCGGCGAUGCGCGAGCUCAACCACGCGUUCGCGCCGCAGGGCGAGGGCAACGUCGUCGCGGUUGAGUUCAACCUGAUGUACCGCUGGCAUGCGACGAGCUCCGCGUCCGACACGCAGUGGAUCGAGAACCUCUUUGGAAAGCUCUUCCCGGGGAAGUCGUGGAGUGACAUCUCCGUUAAUGACUUCCGCACCGCCAUCAUCAAGUAUGUGAUGGGCACGCCGCAGGACGUGAAGGAGUGGUCGUUUGACAACCUGAAGCGUGGUCCGGACGGCCGUUACGACGACGCGGAGCUCGCGAACAUCCUGCAGAGCGCGACCGAGGCCCCCGCGAGUGCGUUCGGGGCGCGCGGCACGCCCGAGGUACUGCGCGUGAUCGAGAUCCUCGGCAUCAUGCAGGCUAGGAGCUGGGGGACGUGCUCGUUGAACGAGUUCAGGAGCUUCAUGGGCCUGAAGCCUUAUAGCACCUUCGCGGAGUGGAACCCCGAUCCAAAGAUCUACGCUGGACUGCAAGCAGAGGAGACCAAGGUGCCGAUGCCAGGUGCAGGCCUGUGCCCGGGUUACACAAUCUCGCGCGCGAUCCUGGCGGAUGCUGUAUGCCUCACUCGUGGCGACCGCUUCCUCACUGUGGACCUCACGCCGUUCAACCUCACGACCUGGGGCUACCAGGACUGCCAGUAUAAGAAGGAUGACGGCUCGAUCGGCGGCAUCCUGUCCAAGCUGCUCUUCCGCACGCUGCCGAACCAGUACCCCGCCGACUCUGCGUACGCGUUCUUCCCGUUCAUGGUGCCCAAGACGAUGAAGGGCCACGUCGCGGCGGACGCGGUGAACAAGUACUCCUGGGACAGGCCUGCGCUGGCUGCCCCGGUCACCUCGCUGCUGGGCCCCAGCGUGUCCGCUCCCGUCUCGGAGUAUGAUCAGCGUCUCAAGGCAAUCUUGGGCGGCGUUGUGCCUGACCGAGCGGCGGUUCGGCAAGUUCUCUUCAGCGACGCGUCCAUCCAGCAAUGGGCACAGUCCUUCCAGGAGAUCACGCAGCAGCUGCUGAAGACAAAGUCGGUGGAUCACGUUGACAGCAAGGCGAAAUACGUCAACAUCGUCCGCAAUGUCGUCAACGUGCUUCCCGUCGUCUGGAUCUCCAACUUCAUCGUCGGGCUCCCUCUGAAGACGGAGACAAACCCCCACGGCGUAUACCGUGAACAUGACCUCCUGACAAAGUGGUCAGACGUUGGAAACUAUGUUUUCCUGGAUCAAUCUCCCGAAGGCCAGUUUGCGCUUCGCGGAAAGUGUACCGAGACCGCCAAGGACGUCACCGGUUUCGUUAAAGGUCAUUGUGCCGAGCUUUCCGGCCACAGCCUGUCUGGAUUCGCAGAUUCUGUCGUCGACUACGUCACAGGAGGGAAUGAGCACGAGAGAUCAUUUAUUAAGUCGCUGCUUGCUGGGCGACACGGCUCGCAUGAUGCCCUCGCUGCGGGUGUGAUCGCCGAAGUGGUCGCUACCGCACCACUCUACUCCCGAAUCCUGGCUGAAGUCGUUGAUUACUACCUCGAUGAUGGCAAACGCGCUCGUCUCGUCUCAGUCCUAACUGGCGAGUCAGCGAACCGCGACGAGAAACUACUCGCGCUCAUCCGAGAGGCUCUCCCUACCGGGGAUGUGCAGAAGCUCGACGCUGCUAGAUCAGUGGAUUUCGGUCUGCUUGAUCACAGGUUCCUCGCAAAGACGGCUUUCACGGUAUUGCGAACAAUCUUCUCCCUUAAGGAUCUCAAGCGGGCACCUGGUUCCUCGGGUAGUCUGAACCGAUUCGCGGACGACACGAACGGCGAGUUGCGUCCCGUCUACCUGACCUCCCAGGGAUCGGUGACACCAUGGCCAGUGUCAAUGCUAGUUCAAUAUAACCUGUAA